UUAAGUUUCAGAAUGAAUUGUUUGGUUCCAGAAUGACAGUGACACACCCAUCAAACUUUCCAACUUUUUGGAAGUUGACUUUGUAACUGAGAUAACAACUCAGUUGAAAAAUCAUUUCUUUGAGAUCAGUCUGAUAUGACUCUUACUCAACAAAAACUUGAUGAAUUAGAAAUCAUAGAAAGUAUUUAUCCAGAGAAAAUUGAGGUUGACAAUCAUGAUUUGGUUAAUUGUCAAGAUUGUGCAAAUGAUCCUGGAAAACAUCCUAUAUUAAGGUUCAACAUCAAAUUUGACCAGCUCCAUCUUGAGGUUUUAUUACCCAGCGAUUAUCCAGAGGGUGCGUCUGCAGAGAUAAGAAUAUCAUGGUCUGCUUUAGAUUCCAGCCAAGAAUUUCAAAUUGAUGACUCAAUAAAACUCAUCCUUUCUGAAAACAAAGGUGAUUCUGUCAUACUGCUGGUUAUGUCAGAGCUGACUAACUUAUUAUUGGAUAUAGUUAACGAUCAGUUGCAGUCUAGGAAUUUAGAGGACUCUCCUGCAGACUUUCCUGAAGCUUCUAUCUAUUCAAGGGUGUGGUAUUAUGCUCAUCACAUUUACAGCAGGGAAAAGCGCACCAAUAUGCUCCAAUGGUCAAAAGAAUGGUGUCUUACUGGCUUUAUUUUACCAGGAAAACCUGGUAUCAUUUGUAUUGAAGGAUUGAAAAAAAAUUGUAAAGAAUUCAACUCUCGGGUACGAGCUAUGAAUUGGCAACUCUUAAAACUUCAACAUGAAGAACCUACUCUGUCCUCAGAAGAAAUGAAAUUCGAAAAUUUUAAGGAGUUAAUCUUUGAUGUUCAUGGUAGAGAUAACAAGCAUCAAGAUUUAGGACAAUUUAGAACAUUUCUUUCUGAAAUUGGUUUAGAUAAUGUAUUUCAAGUGCUUUUUAAUGUGUAAAAUUUAAAUUCAUUUAAGAUGGCAUUGAGAAAACUAUUUGGCCUUCCUACUAGGCCAGAUUAAGUGUUUCUGGUAUUUGAACCUACCUAUUUGUAUGGAUUCUACUGGAUAUGCUGACCAAAAGUUGUUGUUUAGCCGACUAGAUAUUUGCUUCAGCAUGAAAGGCUCAUUCAUUGCCUUAGUCAAAAUGUGACAAUUUAAUAUUAUUUAAAGUAUUGUAUUGUACAUUGUAUAUUGAGUUUCAAAUGAAAUCAUCA
Bolinopsis microptera is the source of this 1184-nucleotide messenger RNA. Its product is annotated as RWD domain-containing protein 2B-like. The transcript has a single exon. The record is from RefSeq and is a predicted model, not a curated record. Gene Ontology annotation, molecular function: protein binding. Bases 136 to 927 code for a protein of 263 amino acids. NCBI's taxonomy places the organism in Eukaryota, Metazoa, Ctenophora, Tentaculata, Lobata, Bolinopsidae.